Aspergillus affinis is the source of this 756-nucleotide messenger RNA. RefSeq lists its product as uncharacterized. The transcript has a single exon. The coding region runs from base 1 to 756 and encodes 251 amino acids. Lineage: Eukaryota; Fungi; Ascomycota; Eurotiomycetes; Eurotiales; Aspergillaceae. The record is from RefSeq and is a predicted model, not a curated record.
AUGUCUGUUGCCUACAGCUGGGAGAAACAGAUCCGCCAACGAGCUUACUUUGCAAAGGAAGCAGUAACCACCGGCGACUUUACUACGCUUGAUGUUAUCCGGGCUCAAGAAUAUGUGGUCGGCAUAGACCCCAUCGCUACACUCCGCGGCUCGGUGACCGCCUUCCGGGAUGCCCAGGUGGAGGGAAAGCUGAAAGACAUCAAUCAGCAGUGUGUUGCAACGUGUGAGAAGGACUACAACCGGUUUAGCGAGAAGGUCGAGAAGCUGAAGGAUGAUCCGAGCCCAACUCAGGCAAAUUGGCAGGAGGCUAUAUGGGCGAAUGCUGAGCAAUUGAAACAAGAGUCUAAUGAAGCAAUCGACAACGCUGCCAAUGCUGCCAUCGCGGUUAUCGGACAGCUGCCAGAGGCUAGCCGCCCAGCAGCAGCCAACGGCUUCAACGCUGCCUUCAAUAUCGUUAUUGGCUUUUUCAAGAACAUAGGCGAGGCUAUCAAAAGGGUCGCCCAGGCCGUUGUGGACUUUAUCAAGGGUAUCUGGAACAAAUUGGUCUCUGCCUAUGAGACUGUAAAGGGCUGGGCGCAGACAGCCUGGAAUGCAAUCCAGGCGUUGUUUUCCCGGGCCAUAUACUCUCCCGACCCAGACAGCCCGAAGCUUGGCCCAAAUGGUCAGCGGAAAGGCUCCCAGAAGGAGCUGGAAACAAUCCGCCAUGAAUUGAUAAAGCUCCUUGACCGGGUAGAUGGCCUCGCCAUAUCUUGUUAA